Messenger RNA from Salvia splendens (bonfire salvia), 1037 nucleotides. Its product is annotated as putative nuclease HARBI1. The record is from RefSeq and is a predicted model, not a curated record. The transcript has 4 exons. Lineage: Eukaryota; Viridiplantae; Streptophyta; Magnoliopsida; Lamiales; Lamiaceae. The coding region runs from base 30 to 1037 and encodes 335 amino acids.
CUAAGAUUAGAGUAAUAGGUUUUCAUUACAUGAGGUCAUACGACACGAUAAGUAAAUACAUUAAAAAUGUCUUGUGGGCUGUCAUGAUUGUGCAUCGGUAUAUGUUAGUCACACCCCAAGCAGUUGAGGAAGGUUCAACAGAUAGUACAUGGAAAUAUUUUCAGGGUUGCCUAGGUGCACUUGAUGGCACAUACAUCCACUUACAAGUCCCGACAGUAGAUAAGCCUAGAUAUCGCUCAAGAAAAGGUCAUAUUGCAACAAAUGUAUUGGCCGUAUGUGAUAGAAAUGAGCGGUUUGUGUACGUUUUAACUGGAUGGGAAGGGUCUGCAGCUGAUGGGCGUGUGUUGAAAGAUGCAAUUAGCAGAGAGAAUGGUUUAAAAGUCCCAAUUGGUUCCUAUUAUUUGUGUGAUGCUGGUUACACAAAUUGUGAAGGAUUUCUAGCCCCGUAUCGUGGAUUUAGAUACCAUAUUCGAGAAUGGGAGGCUGGUCAAAGAGUAGCUCAAAAUUAUAAAGAGUAUUUCAACACGAAACAUGCUAAGGCGAGGAACGUUAUUGAGCGCGUGUUUGGACAACUAAAAAGCCGAUGGGCCAUUUUACGUAGUAAUUCAUAUUAUCCAGUUGAGACCCACAACAUGAUAAUCAUGGCUUGCACAUACUUGCAUAAUUUUAUCAAGGAUAACAUGGAGUAUGAUCCUGUUUUGGGUGAUGAGGAAUACAUCGUUCAGCUUGAGCAAAUAAUGGCAGCUAAUGAUGGUGAACAUGAAGAAUAUAUUGAAGUUGUUGAAUCAUCACAAGCUUGGAGAGUUAUGAGUUCCUCACAUAACAACAACUUUCCAAGACCCCCUGAUCUUCCAAUGGUGCCCUCUCAUGCCCCGAAUAAGGAAAGAAGAAUUUGGACGAUUGAUGAAGAAUCUGCCCUAAUUGCAAUUAUGAAAAAAUUAGUUGCAAAAGGUUACCGCCAGGAUAAUGCAUUCCGAUCAGGUUAUCUUGAAAUGAUUGAGAAAGAGUUGAAAGUUUGGUUUCCUGGAACUGAUUGA